AUGGCGAACAUGGCCAUUUCACCUAUUCGAAGUACCGCCACAUCGACGUACACCGGCUCUACCAUCUCCUUGCCCAUCGCUCGCCAGCAGUCUAAUAACAUGGAUGGUAUGGGGGGAGUUGCUGUCAAGAAAGAAGGAUGGGCAUCGGUCAAGGAGAGCAAGAACUUUAUCCAACCUUGGAAACAAAAGUAUUUGAUCCUUCGAAAGGAGUCUCUCGACUUCCACAAAACUGAAGGAGGCAAAGUGUCUUAUACCCUAUAUCUAAAAGAUGUUGUUAAUGUUGGCAGGGUUGAGGCUGCUGGUACCAUUUUUGAAAUCAAAAGAAAGCCCGAUGGCGCUUCGAACAGCCCGGGUGACGACGAUGGCCAAACAAAGACCCUACAUAUCAAAGUCAAGGGAGAUGAUGAACUCUAUGAGUGGAUUGACUUCAUCUACGGCGCGUGCCCUGGCAUGGGUGGCGUGAGCAACCCGACCAACUUUUCUCACGCAGUUCAUGUUGGGUUUGACCCCCAAACCGGCGAAUUUGUCGGUUUGCCGCCUGAAUGGUCGAAACUACUCAAUUCAUCCGCAAUCACGAAGGAAGAUUAUGAGCGCAAUCCCCAGGCUGUAUUUGAAGUACUAGACUUCUAUACCGAUCUUGCGAAGAGAGCCGAAAAUCCCAACCAGUAUUCUAGCAUGACUCCUACUCCUCCAGGGGGCAUGCAACAAAAACAAAUCGGGGCCGCGGCCGGGGCAGGUAUCGCUCCUCCUCGUCCGGCCCCUCCGACACCAACGCAGCGAAACAUGAGUUAUGGUACUACACCUCCCCAAUCUAGCAACGGCCAGCAAAGACGCCCUACUCUCGGGGACCAGCAGCAACAGCGUCAGCAAAUGCAGAACAUGGCUCCCAAUUAUGUAUCUCAGGACGCCCUCAGAGAGGAGCAGCGUAGGAAGCAAAUGGAAGCCCAGCGCCAGCGUGAGGCUGAAGACCGAGAACGCCGGGACAUCGAGGCUUACAAUGCAUCCCUUCCUAAGAACAAGGUGCCCCUCGCCCAGCAAGAGAUUGGUGGUUAUGGUGGUACUUCUGGAGGCUCACCACAUGGCGAUCGAUUCAACCCUACUAGAGCCGCUCCCCCAGCGCCGAAGCUAUCAGGGAGCCCAGCAAAUGGUAUGCGUGCUCAGAGACCAGCUCCUCCCCCACCAUCAUCUACUUCCUCGCCUCGCCCUCCCCAAGCAGCUCAAGCAAGCUCCUCUCGCGACCCUACCGGUCAAUCCUCCAGAAUCCCCCGCAACGACGGUUCGCCAGCAUCUAGAAAUCCAAAUGGUACUCAGUCUCAGCCAAGACAACCGCAGCCGGCGCAAGGUGUGUCACGCUUGCCAGCUCCUGUCAAGCCGCUGAACGUGGCACCUAAGCCCAGCCAGGCUCACCCAGCGGAGGGAAUCAAGGCUGCCGAAGCAGCCCUCACCGCCAAGCCCUCACCGUCGGAGCGCAAGCAAGACGUACGCAUGUCGACAAUGUCGGAAAAUGAGGUCAUGGCCAAACUCAAGGAAGCUGUGUCAAAGGAUGACCCCAACAUGUCAUACUCUAAACAGAAGAAGAUUGGUCAAGGGGCUUCUGGCUCCGUGUAUGUGGCCAAAAUCAAGGAGACUGCUCAGGGUGUUGCCCGAGAGGUCCUGCGGCAACAGGGUGCCCGAGCACAAGUCGCCAUUAAGCAGAUGGAUCUUGCCCAUCAGCCAAGAAAGGAACUGAUUGUAAACGAAAUCAUGGUCAUGAAGGACAGUCGGCACAGAAAUAUUGUCAACUUUCUAGAUGCUUUCCUACGAAACAGCAAUCAGGAACUUUGGGUUGUUAUGGAGUAUAUGGAAGGUGGUGCUCUGACGGACGUCAUUGACAACAACCCAUCCAUUUCUGAAGAGCAGAUUUCGACCAUUUGUAAUGAAACCUGCCACGGAUUACAACACCUUCAUUCUCAAAGCAUUAUCCACCGAGAUAUCAAAAGUGACAAUGUUCUGCUGGAUGCUCGGGGAAAUGUUAAAAUCACUGAUUUUGGAUUUUGCGCCAAGCUCACAGAGACCAAGUCGAAGCGAGCCACCAUGGUUGGAACACCAUACUGGAUGGCGCCAGAAGUUGUCAAGCAGAAGGAAUAUGGCCCCAAAGUCGAUAUUUGGUCAUUGGGCAUCAUGGCCAUUGAAAUGAUCGAAUCUGAACCGCCAUAUCUCAACGAGGAGCCUUUGAAGGCUCUAUAUUUGAUCGCCACUAACGGAACCCCUCGCCUCAAGAAGCCCGAAAAGUUGAGCAAGGAGCUCAAGGCAUUCCUCUCAGUCUGUCUUUGCGUAGACGUCAAAAGCCGUGCUUCGGCUGAUGAGCUGCUGGCACAUGACUUUCUGAAAUACGGGUGCCCACUGGGCAGCUUAGCAGAGCUCUUGGCGUUUAAGAAGCAUGCGAAAUAA
Messenger RNA from Metarhizium brunneum ARSEF 3297, 2430 nucleotides. RefSeq names its product Serine/threonine-protein kinase CLA4 (gene CLA4). Gene Ontology annotation, biological process: regulation of MAPK cascade; intracellular signal transduction; protein phosphorylation. Gene Ontology annotation, molecular function: protein serine/threonine kinase activity; ATP binding. NCBI's taxonomy places the organism in Eukaryota, Fungi, Ascomycota, Sordariomycetes, Hypocreales, Clavicipitaceae. Gene Ontology annotation, cellular component: cytoplasm. The record is from RefSeq and is a predicted model, not a curated record.